AUGGUACGUCGAACUCGCAAGCUGUUAACGGUGGCCGUUUCUUUGCUUGUAUUUAUAUUUAUUCUUUUAAAGCUUCUUCUAUAUUCUCAAAAAUACUUGUACCUUCUACCGACAAAGCAGGCCAGUACUUUGUAUUUGAAUCAGCAAGAAAUUGAAGCAAGUUCGAAGUCUUCCACGGCCUCCCAAACGACAGCGAUUCCUAAAAUAAUUCACCAAAUUUGGAAAGAUGAAAAUAUUCCUGAAAAGUGGUCAGGUUCUGUAAAUUCAUGCCGAGCCCAACAUCCAGAGGAGGAUGGGUGGACAAUAAACCUUUGGACUGACGAAAAGGCCUUGUCUUUUAUGGAAACGCAUUAUUCAUGGUUUAUGCCUAUUUAUAAUAGUUACCCUUAUGAUAUUCAACGAUUUGAUGCUGUUCGCUACUUCAUCAUAUAUCAUUAUGGAGGUGUGUACAUUGAUUUAGAUGUAGGUUGUCAAAAACCUAUGGAUCCUUUACUUGAUCAAGCAACCUUUUUGCUUCCUGUGACUGAACCGAUUGGGUAUAGCAAUGACUGGUUUGCUGCUACUCCAAGACAUGCGUUUCUUUACAAAGUGAUUACUUCUUUGUCCAAAUUUAACCAUCAGUAUUUUACGAAAUACCCAACCGUAUUGCUAAGUACGGGCCCUUUGUUCAUUUCCAUUGCACUCUGCCAGUACUUGUCAGAGCCACAUAACACGGUGCGAAGUCUUCCUCCACCUAUGUAUGCAAAUGGUCCGAUUUCUUUUUUCUCCCAUGUUUAUGGUAGUAGUUGGCAUGGAUCCGAUGCCAGUGCAUUUUUUUGGAUGCAGAACCAUAUAUUUUAUGUUAUUAUGCUCGUUACCGUAUGUAUUUUAUUGUUGCUUUUUGUACUCGUCAAAGUCUUCACUGUUCGCCGAAGGAAUAGAAACCAGCGCCGACGAGUAAUGCAACAAGAACUUAAUCCUUAG
Molecule: messenger RNA, 963 nt
Organism: Schizosaccharomyces osmophilus
Lineage: Eukaryota; Fungi; Ascomycota; Schizosaccharomycetes; Schizosaccharomycetales; Schizosaccharomycetaceae
Gene: imt1
Product: inositol phosphorylceramide mannosyltransferase activity Imt1
Exons: 1
Coding region: 1-963 (320 amino acids)
Biological process (GO): mannosyl-inositol phosphorylceramide biosynthetic process
Molecular function (GO): mannosyltransferase activity
Source: RefSeq, a predicted model, not a curated record